AUGUCUGGUCGAAAGCUGGGAGGCGGGAGGAUACUAGGUAGUGGGAAGUCUCUUGCACCUCCCGCCCCUCCGGCGCAUCAGCGGACGACGUCAGGUGUGAGUUCGCCGCCUGAGAGCACCGUGUCUCUAAGUUCCAGGGAAUCGACUAUCUCUCCUCUGGCUACAUCACCUCUACCGGAUGCCAGUCAAGAUUUGAUUUCAAGGGCUUCAUUAGAAAAUGGCGGGCCGUCAACGGUUACGGCUGCAAGCACCAAGCUUGUCUGCCCAAUAUGCGACGAAGAAAUGAUGACAUUACUACAGCUUAAUAGACAUCUCGAUGAUAACCACCAGGAGUUGCCCGAGUUGGAGCAAGACGAAGUCAAGACCUGGUUUGACAAGCAGGUGGUGAAAGCAAAGAAGUUCCAACCAUUGGCUGUUAUAAAUCAGAAGCUGAAAGGACUGGAUGUGUUCGAAUCAAACGACUCUCCACCUGCCCCGAACCUUACGAGUACCCUGCCCAGCCAUCGAGUCUCCUCGGCCCCCGAGCCUCCUGAUCCCGAUGAAGUUGUAACAAGAGCACAUUGGCAGAGGGCGGGAUAUAGCGAUUCGUGCACCGAGCCAGCAUGCGGGAAGAGACUAGGUGCGGUUACUGGGAGCGUGAACUGUAGAAAAUGCGGGCGUUUAUUUUGCGAGGAUCACACCAUGUACCAGAUGAAACUCUCCAGGUCCGCCCAGCAUGAACCAGUACGAGGAUUCUGGUGCAGAGUCUGUGAGACUUGUUACAAGUCUAGAGAAGGGUAUAACGAUCAUAAUGGCUUCUCACGGGAUCAUACAAACCAUUUCAUGGCCGUGCGAAGAAAGACCGUGGACAAAGCAUACCUAGAAGUGUCUCGGUUAGAAAAGCGUCUGACGAAACUCACACAAUUGCUUGCAAACCCGCCAGAGGAGAUGUCGGGCGGUAAUGGGGGGAUCUUGUCACUUGCGGGCCAGAAGAACCAACGCAAAGUCUUGGAACAAUCAGUCGUGACUUGGGAGGAGGAUGCAAAAGUCGUAAAGUGUCCGUUCUGCCAGCAAGAAUUCGGGUCGUGGUCAUUCCGGCGACAUCACUGUAGGCUGUGCGGGCGGGUAGUUUGUGCUGAUCCACGAACGGCCUGCUCCUCAGAAAUCGGCUUGAACGUUACAGCGAAAAAAGCCACCGGAGAUUUAGCCCUAGACAUUCGGAUGUGCAAAGACUGCAAGACAACGGUAUUCAGCAAGAAAGACUUCGCUGCAGAAGCAUCACACAAACCACCAGAUGAACGUGCCUACCAAAACUUAAUACAAUUCGAGAAAGGCAUCCGUCUCUUACUCCCCAGCUUUCAACGUCUCAUAUUAGCACUCCAGGACCCGGACAAACCCCCAUCACAUAUCCAACUCGCCGAAGCUUCAAAAGUCCGGAAACGGCUUAUCGAUAGUUUCUCAAAAUACGACUUAGCGGCCAAAAGAAUCCGCGAUCUUCCAACUACAAGCGAAACGCAGCGAAAACUCCAAAAGGCUAUAUACCAACAAGCGGUCAACUUCCUAAGUCUCCACAUGCUCCCCCUCAAAUCACUCCCUAAAAUACUUAAACAUGCCUCCCCCCACGGCUCCAACGGCCUCCCGACAAAUGGCCGGGGCGGCGCCCUCGCCGCAAUCCGCUACAACGACAUCGACAGCGCUUCGCACAUCAGCAGCAGCAGCGCAGUGUCCGCCAUGGAAGUGGAAGAGAAAGAGCUCAAAGAGCGACUAAUUGUCUUAGAGGAGCAGAAGUUCUUUGUAAGCGAGAUGAUCGCUGAUGCGAAUAAGAGGAGGAAAUUCGACGAGGCGGCUGCCCUGCAGAGUAAUUACCAGGAUUUGAGCACAGAGAUUGAUUCUGUGAAUGGCAUGUUAGGACAACUAGAUUUUGAAGGAGCUUAUACCAGGGAUCAGGCAAAUGGCGUGAGCGGAGGAGGAUUCGGUCUUGGCAGGUGA
Molecule: messenger RNA, 1968 nt
Organism: Venustampulla echinocandica
Lineage: Eukaryota; Fungi; Ascomycota; Leotiomycetes; Helotiales; Pleuroascaceae
Product: FYVE zinc finger
Exons: 4
Coding region: 1-1968 (655 amino acids)
Biological process (GO): DNA repair
Molecular function (GO): metal ion binding; DNA binding
Source: RefSeq, a predicted model, not a curated record